Messenger RNA from Prorocentrum cordatum, 672 nucleotides. Lineage: Eukaryota; Dinophyceae; Prorocentrales; Prorocentraceae. The record is from the annotation of a GenBank genome assembly.
AUGGCAAUGGAGGCGGAGCGCGCCAGCAACGCGGAGCAGGUCCAAGCUCUCAGACAGGCGCUGAACGACAUGGCUUCGGCCGCGGCGGCCACGCGGGCCGACCUGCAGCGGCUGCAGGCGGCCUCGGCGCCGCGCGGCGCCGCCCCGGCGCCCGCCGAGCUGCCGGCGGAGCCCCAGCAGGCGUGGCGGCCGCAGGUGGGCUGCAUAGCGGAGGCGAAGUUCGGCAGGGAAGUUCUGGAGUGCACCAUCCUGGAGGUGAACGAGUCAAUCGUCAAGGUCCGGUGGGCCUUCGACGGGUCCGAGGACGAGGUCGUCAGGAGCAAGGUCUCCGAGAAGGCACCCAGACGAGCCGGGCAGGGCGUGCUGGUGCAGGCCAAUCCUUCCCCCGUGCGCAGCGUGAUGCAGUCUCCAGUGCAGGCGCCGGCGCAGCCGAAGGAGGUUCCCGCUGACACGCUGACCCGCUGCAUAUCCGGGGUCGUGACCCCGAUGGCCUUCUUCAUGCCCGCGUUCCACACCCCGGGGCGCCGCCCGCCGCCGGCGGCUCCCUCCCGCCGCAGCCCGUGGCCACGGCGGGCCACCCGCACAUGUCGCCGCGCGUGGCGGCCUGCCCCGCGCCAGCGCCGCCGCUGGCGCCGACAGGGCAGCCACGGGCGCCGCUUGGGGGAGUGCUGA